GGGCCCGGGGGGGCGCGGGGCAGAAAGCCAGCCUGCACCACACCGCCUCUCCCAUGAGAGUGCAGCGGAGCAAAGGGGCCAGCGCUUGCCCGCACUCCUCCGCCUCCGACUACGAGCUCUCGCUCGACCUCAAAAACAAGCAGAUCGAAAUGUUAGAGCACAAGUACGGGGGCCACCUGAUUUCGCGCCGCGCCGCCUGCAAGAUCCAGACCGCCUUCCGCCAGUACCAGCUCAGCAAGAACUUCGAGAAGAUCCGCAACUCGCUGCUGGAGAGCCGGCUGCCGCGCCGCAUCUCCAUGCGCAAGGUGCGCGUGCAGAACGCCGAGGGCUUCUCGGCCGAGAAGGCCCUGGUGGAAGGCUACAACUUCAUGGGCAUCCCCCUGGUGCGCUCCCCCUCCCUGCCCGCCACCAUCAGCGGCAACCUGACCGACCUGGAGGACUCCUUCACUGAGCAGGUGCAGUCCUUGGCCAAGUCCAUCGACGACGCCCUGAGCAACUGGAGCCUGAAGACCAUGUGCUCCCUGCAGGACGGCGGCACGUACCAGUUCACUGAGACCUUCAGCACGGGGGCCCCCGGGGCAGGGGGCGGGGCCGGGGAGCCGGGGGCGGACCCGGUGGCCAUCCAGGAGGCGGGUCAGGAGGACAAUCCUGAUAAUCUACCCCGCAGCGGCAGCAAACUGAUGAUGGCCUUCCGUGACGUGACGGUGCAGAUCGACAACCAGAACUUCCAUGUGUCCUCCUCCGUCAUGGAGUCCACCUCCGUUUCCCUCGGUAACUGCAUCCAGCAGGGUGCCGCCGACGGCGAUGCCGAUGCCAAAGAGCCCCCAGAAAGGGAGCAGGAGGCGCCUCCCCAAGAGGAAGGGGCCCCAGACUCUGAGACAGGGGACUACGACUUCCCAGCCCCUCCUCCCAGCGAGGAGGAGCUGGGCGAAGAGCUGCCGCAGGAGCUGGCCCUGGAGAAGGUGGAGGCCGCGGAGCCGAAGCCGGAGCCGGAGGCGGAAGGGGAGGCAGAGGCCGUUCCGGAGGUGCUGGAAGCCAAGCGCAGCGAGUCGGAGACGGCCGACAACAGCUCGGAGCAGAUGAGCAGCAGCAGCACCUCCACCUCGGCCAAGUCGGCCUCCGAGGCCUCCUCCAAGGAGGCCCUGCAGGCCAUGAUCCUCAGCCUGCCCCGCUACCACUGCGAGAACCCGGCCAGCUGUAAGUCCCCCACCCUCUCCACCGACGUCAUGCGCAAGCGCCUCUACCGCAUCGGCCUCAACCUUUUCAACGUGAACCCAGAUAAAGGCAUUCAGUUCCUCAUCUCCAGAGGCUUCAUCCCGGACACACCCAUAGGCGUGGCCCACUUCCUGCUGCAGAGGAAGGGGCUGAGCCGGCAGAUGAUUGGCGAGUUCCUAGGCAACAGCAAGAAGCAGUUCAACAGAGAUGUCCUCGACUGUGUGGUGGACGAGAUGGACUUCUCUGGGAUGGAGCUGGACGAGGCCCUUAGGAAGUUCCAGGCCCACAUCCGGGUUCAGGGCGAGGCACAGAAGGUGGAAAGGCUCAUUGAGGCCUUCAGCCAGCGUUACUGCAUGUGCAACCCCGACGUGGUGCAGCAGUUCCACAACCCCGACACCAUCUUCAUCCUGGCCUUUGCCAUCAUCCUCCUCAACACAGACAUGUACAGCCCCAACAUCAAGCCCGACCGCAAGAUGAUGCUGGAGGACUUCAUCCGCAAUCUGAGAGGGGUGGACGAUGGGGCAGACAUCCCGCGGGAGAUGGUGGUGGGCAUUUACGAACGUAUCCAGCAGAGGGAGCUCCGCUCCAACGAGGACCACGUCACCUACGUCACCAAGGUGGAGCAGUCCAUCGUGGGCAUGAAGACCGUGCUGUCCGUCCCCCACCGGAGGCUGGUGUGCUGCAGCCGGCUCUUCGAAGUGUCCGACGUCAACAAGGCCCAGAAACAGGCCGCCCACCAGAGAGAGGUCUUCCUCUUCAACGACCUCAUCGUGAUCCUGAAGUUGUGCCCGAAGAAGAAAAGCUCGGCCACCUACACGUUCUGCAAAGCCAUGGGCCUGCUGGGGAUGCAGUUCCACCUCUUUGAAAACGAGUAUUACCCGCACGGGAUCACCAUCGUGUCGCCCUACUCCGGCUCCGAGAAGAAGCAGGUGCUGAACUUCUGCGCCCAGAGCGCCGAGGAGCUGCUGAAGUUCGUGGAGGACCUGAAGGAGUCCAUCGCCGAGGUGUCAGAGAUGGAGCAGAUACGCAUCGAGUGGGAGCUGGAGAAGCAGCAGGGGGCCAAGACUCACUGCAGUAAAAGAAACGGGGCACAGCUGGAGAUCCGGGGGAGGCAGAGCUCCCCACCAGGCAAGCUGGACCUGGAUGAGAGGAGUGGAAACAACACGGUAGAGGCUUCAAACGUACCAGCUCAGUGCCUCCCGGAGCUCCGAGAGCGGACCCCUCUCGGGCGCCCUUCUUAAUCACCGGGGGGAGCUCUACUACCCGCAGCUUCCGCCCGGCAUGGGCACGCCUGUCCACCUGCCCAGCCCGCUCGUCGACC
Megalops cyprinoides (Indo-Pacific tarpon) is the source of this 2536-nucleotide messenger RNA. RefSeq names its product IQ motif and SEC7 domain-containing protein 3-like. The record is from RefSeq and is a predicted model, not a curated record. Gene Ontology annotation, biological process: regulation of ARF protein signal transduction; actin cytoskeleton organization. Gene Ontology annotation, molecular function: guanyl-nucleotide exchange factor activity; protein binding. The transcript is spliced from 12 exons. NCBI's taxonomy places the organism in Eukaryota, Metazoa, Chordata, Actinopteri, Elopiformes, Megalopidae. The coding region runs from base 54 to 2456 and encodes 800 amino acids.